Messenger RNA from Drosophila ficusphila, 848 nucleotides. Its product is annotated as spaetzle-processing enzyme-like. Lineage: Eukaryota; Metazoa; Arthropoda; Insecta; Diptera; Drosophilidae. The record is from RefSeq and is a predicted model, not a curated record. Gene Ontology annotation, biological process: proteolysis. The coding region runs from base 1 to 807 and encodes 268 amino acids. The transcript has 4 exons. Gene Ontology annotation, molecular function: serine-type endopeptidase activity.
AUGAAGAAAGUCGAAGCGAGCUUGUCGGUUCUAUUUUGCCUUUUUCUCGGGAUUAAAGAUGGAAAGUCCUCCUUGCUGGAUCCGUUUUGUGGAUUUUCGCAGCCAAAUGAGUUUGGUGGAAAAAUUUUUGGAGGGCACAGUGUGGAUAUACGUUCGCAACCGUGGAUGGUCAGAGUGGUCUCCGCGGUUAAUACGUGUGGCGGCACACUCAUCACCUCUCGUUUUGUUUUGACAGCAGCGCAUUGCCUAACAGAGUUGGAUAUGUGGGUGCUGUUGGGCGAAUUCGAAGUUCUGUACCCCAAUCCGUUGUGGAGAAUUGAAAAAUUUGUCGAUAAGAAAAUUGCUUUUCCUUUGUACCCAAAUGCAGAUGAGCAGUAUGACAUAGCAAUAGUUCGGAUGAGAACAAGUGUGCCGUAUUCGGACUAUAUCAGGCCAAUCUGCCUUUUCGUCAAUGAGGCAGUGCCAAUCGUACAAAAAUUUAACAUUAGCGGCUGGGGUAGAACUGAAAAUCAAAAUAUUAGCCGAACACUGCAGACCGCCAUUGUAAAUGAUGUUGAUCAAAGCCAUUGCAGAAGUAUUUACCGUAGAAUUGUUGAUCAAUCCCAAAUAUGUGCCGGCAGUUACACCAGUGAUGGGGAUUCCGGUGGCCCGUUAUCCGCAGAGAUAAAUUAUGAAGGUCAAUUCCGGACUUUUCAGUUUGGAAUCGCCAGCUAUGGAUCUCCUAAUUGUAAUAGCUUUUCUGUUAACACUAGGGUGGAGUCAUUUAUUGGAUGGAUUCGUCAAGUUGUAGAACACUUCUCACAUUAAAAUAAAACGGCUUUAAUAAACAAUAAAACAGAAAAGAGUAA